CCACAUUAACUAAGAAGAACGUUAAUCUAUAAACAACCCUAUCCAUCUCUUCCUAUACGUCUCUUUAGAUUGGAUAUAUAACUCUGCUCCACGACGACACUGCUUCCCAAAACAGAAAGUUACGUCUUUUGAGUCUUGCACAGAGAGAAUAUGAGCGGAGGCACCAACGGCUGUGGAGGUCCUUGCGGUGCAUGCAAGUUUCUCCGGCGGAAAUGCGUGUCCGAAUGCAUUUUCGCUCCCUACUUUGACUCGGAGGAAGGGACGUCUCAUUUUGCGGCGGUGCACAAGGUUUUCGGGGCGAGCAACGCCUCCAAGCUCCUCAUGAUGAUUCCGGCCAGCCGAAGACUGGACGCCGUCGUCACACUUUCUUACGAAGCAUUGGCUAGGCUUCGCGACCCCGUCUACGGAUGCGUUGGUCACAUCUUCGCCCUUCAACACCAGGUGAUGAAUCUACAGGUGGAGUUGGCUUACGUACAAACUCAACUCACAAGCAUACAACGCCUUCUUCCGCCGAAUCCUCAAAACAAUUCACAGACAGAAGUAGCCUCUUCAUUUAAUGCGCCACUCAUUGCUUCUUCAGUCGAUAAUAAAAGCAAUGUACUGUCUUCCUCGGCGUCACACAAUCAUUGUAUGCCACAACAACAACAACAAGGAAAAGAAGAUAUAGAGGUCUCAAGAGAGUCAGUGGACCUUAGCACAUUGUUAGGCCUGGAAGAUCCAGCGGAAGAAGAGAGUGAUCUCAACGCUCUUGCCCGUGAGUUCGUCUCAAAGUAUUUGACCGGAGGCCAGAGCCGUCCAUCUUCUCCGAUCUAAUCUAACCAUGAUGAUGAACUUGAGACAUUAGUAAUUGGUAUUUUGAACAAACCGGAAUGCCCUGUCAAUUAAAAAGGGACGUUCAUAGAUUCGAUUGGAUAUGAAGUGCAACUCACAUCUCACGCAAGACGUCGACAUGACAACCCAUGUCCCCCCUAUUUUGUAAUAAUAUGUAUAAAAUGUUUUUGAAGUAAACAGAAGUAAUUGGGUCAAAUAAUGAAACUGUUAGGCAACGUAGUUAAGGUAGGGCUAAAAGCUUAAGGCCCAACUGAAUGUUCAUAACUUUUGCAUCUUUCUACCUUCCUAAAAGGUAGGCCUAAAAGCUUAAGGCCCAACAGAAGUCAACAUUUUUUUUUAUUGUUAACUUUUUUGUU
Molecule: messenger RNA, 1187 nt
Organism: Capsella rubella
Lineage: Eukaryota; Viridiplantae; Streptophyta; Magnoliopsida; Brassicales; Brassicaceae
Product: LOB domain-containing protein 31
Exons: 2
Coding region: 151-813 (220 amino acids)
Biological process (GO): hormone-mediated signaling pathway; positive regulation of DNA-templated transcription
Cellular component (GO): nucleus
Source: RefSeq, a predicted model, not a curated record